Molecule: messenger RNA, 598 nt
Organism: Gordionus sp. m RMFG-2023
Lineage: Eukaryota; Metazoa; Nematomorpha; Gordioida; Chordodea; Parachordodidae
Product: deoxyuridine 5'-triphosphate nucleotidohydrolase, mitochondrial-like
Exons: 5
Coding region: 36-470 (144 amino acids)
Biological process (GO): dUMP biosynthetic process; dUTP catabolic process
Molecular function (GO): dUTP diphosphatase activity; magnesium ion binding
Source: RefSeq, a predicted model, not a curated record
CCAAGGUUUGACUUGCUUAAUUAUUUCGCGGGAAAAUGAUAAAAGAUAUAUUGAAAGUUGCGAAAUUGACAGAGAAUGCUAAAAUACCUACAAAAGGUACUCCUGAUUCUGCUGGCUAUGAUCUAUACAGUGCGUAUGAAUACAAUGUACCACCAAGAGGUAAAUGUAUAGUUAAGACAGAUAUUCAAAUAUCUUUACCUGAUAAUUGCUAUGGUAGAGUAGCCCCUAGAUCAGGUUUAGCAGCAAAGCAUGGAAUCGAUGUGGGUGCUGGUGUCAUAGAUAAAGAUUAUAGGGGAAAUAUUAGCGUUAUAUUAUUUAAUCAUAGUGAUCAACCUAUGAAUGUGGAGAAAGGAAGUAGGAUAGCUCAACUUAUAUGCGAAAAGAUUUCUUAUCCUACAAUCGAAGAAGUUGAGCGAUUGGAUAUUACAGAAAGAAAUGAUAAGGGCUUUGGAUCCACGGGUCUUAACUAAUUUUACAAGAUUCAUAUUUUUUAAAUCUAAUUCUUAUACUUUAAUUUUUAAAAAAAAAAUUGACAGACUAGACUUUUAUUAUAUAAAUAUAAAACUGUCACAUUAUUGGUGAUUUUUAAAAAAUUGUA